Hemibagrus wyckioides is the source of this 2917-nucleotide messenger RNA. RefSeq names its product death-domain associated protein (gene daxx). The transcript has 12 exons. Gene Ontology annotation, molecular function: histone binding. The record is from RefSeq and is a predicted model, not a curated record. Bases 411 to 2486 code for a protein of 691 amino acids. Lineage: Eukaryota; Metazoa; Chordata; Actinopteri; Siluriformes; Bagridae.
CGUUGUUGUGGAGUCGGUUUGUUGCCAUGAUCGCGAUUUCCUGUGCGGAUUUGUCGCGCUAGAUUUUGGACGAUGUUUUGUCCAGCUACUCUAUUGUGUUUUAAACGUAACUGUAAAUAUAGACUUUAGGAAGUUACAGCACUGGAUUUUAGCACGUUUUUGUGUGCGUGUGUGUUUUUUUACACUGCGAUAUUUGACGGAGUGAUUUUACGUGGAUUUUCACACAAAGACCUGGCAACCCGGACCUUAUUAAAGUGAGCGUUUGUGUUCCAGAAUGGCGCGUGUAUGAAACGCCGGGAGAAAUAAAACCAGGUCUCUUGAUGUCACAGUGAUUCCUGCAGCCUCCUCCGCUGGAUGCCUGAACAUCAACGUCUGCCCCCCUCAAGGACUCUCCUUAGCGCCUGUCAUCCAUGGCAGCUGUUACGAAGGUGAUGGAGAGCAUCGUGAUCCUCGACGAUGAUGAUGCCGAAGAGCCUUCAUCUUCCACGUCUUCGGCGCGUCCUCAGACGAUGAUGGAGCCGCCGCCCACACACAUCCCCGAGUCUCCUUUCGCUUCUGCCAAGAAGGAGAGCCAUGUCCUGAAACUGGAGAACGAGAAGCUCUUUGGCGAGUUUGUGGACCAUUGCGUCGACCACACCCGAGAGCACCCGGAGGUCAUGGAGUUCCUGAAGGUCAAAUAUUCCAAGGCUUCGCCGGACUUCCUGACGUGCGUGGAGUUCCGGAACGCCGUGGGUCGCUGCCUGACCCGAGCCCAGGCGCAGCCCACCAAAACCUUCGUUUACAUCAACGAACUCUGCACCAUACUUAAACAGCACUCAACCAAACGGAGGGUCGCUGUCCAGGCCCCGAACGUCAAGAAGCAGGACAAAACCAAGAGCCGGGACGAGGAAGGACACACGAGCACAGACAAAGAUGGAGGUGACCAGAGGCAGACGGGAGCGGGGGAAGAGGAAAGAAAAACUAAACGAGCUUCCAGGAGACAGAUAGCAUACCUGGAGAACUUGUUGAAGGUGUAUAGUGAUGAGAUCAGACGUCUCCAGGAGAGAGAUUUGAGUUUGGAGGAUCUGGAGAAGGAGGACUCGAGCUACAUCCAGGAGCAUAAACUCAAGCGCAAAUUGAUGAAGAUCUACGAUAAACUGUGCGAGCUAAAGGACUGUAGCACGCUGACCGGCAGAGUCAUCGAGCAGAGGAUUCACUACACCGGCACUCGUUACCCAGAGAUCAACAAGAAGAUUGAGCGAUUCCUAAACAACCACGAGAUCCAACUGAACCCCCCGGAUUACAGGGACAUCCUGGAUGUGGUCAAGCGCGCCAACGAGCGCCAUCAACUCAUGCUGAGCCGUAAGCAGGAGACGCAGAUCGCGCAGGAGGCAUUCCGGGAAACCGGUAGCCGGAUGCAGGAGAGACGCCACCUUGACAUGGUCUACAACUUCGGCUCUCACCUCACUGACCUCUACAAACCCACCCUAGAUCCUGCCCUCGCUGACCCCAUGUUAGCCCAGAAGCUGCGCUCUAACAGAGAGCUGGCUCUCAGCUCCAUAGAGGAGGUCAUCAACAAAUACGCCAACAUACAGGAUGACGCCGAGGAGGAGGAGAGGAGGAAACGUCUGGGGAAGGAGAAGCAGAAAAAAGAGAAUGGUCAGCAGGUGUCCAUAAAAGUAGAGAACGGUGACCGGAAUGGGGAGGAGAACGAACAGGAGGAGGAGGACGAAGCCGAAGAGGAGGAGCCAGAGGAAGAAGAGGAGGAGGACGAGGAGGAAGAUGAUGCUUCUUCAGAUCCGGAUAUCGAGGAGGAGAUCCAGGCCAGCACAGCACAAGUCAGACCAGAUGAGGAAGAGGCUGAAGAGGAGGAGGAGGAGCAUAUGAGUGUGAGUGAUGAGAUUGUGCAGCCCAGCAGUGUGGGCUCUUGUCCAUCAGUUAAAUCUCCUGGCUGUGGAGAAGCAGAAGAAAGCACAGAUGAAGUUCCGCAGUCGGACGGUGGAACACACGGCAGCGCUACUGCAGAAAAAUCCCCCGAAGACAAACGUUCUAGCGACAGUCCCUCGUCCUCGAACGGUCAUUCUGGCGUCCCAAAGCCUCUGUCCAGAGAGGACGAGCCGCUGGUUUCUAACAGCUGCCCCUCGGCCGAGUCCGACAGCAUCGUCCUAACCUCAGAGGUUCCACCCACGCCCGAGAACUGCGUCGUCACGAUACCCGAGGUGACUAACGAGACCACGAACAGCAAGAAGAGGAAACGGGAAUCGAAGAAGAACCACAUCGUCCAAAACGGCAACAUCAGACAGAGCGAUAUCAGUGACGGCGGUGAUGUCUCUCCGGACGUGAAAGUGGCCUGUAGCCCCGUGCUAGUGGACUCCACCCGGGCGGACACACCCACUCAGGAUCUGGUCAGCAGCUCUCGCUCUACACCACCCCCAAAAAAGCACAAGGUGAACGUCGCAACCCAGUGUGACCCAGAUGAGGUGAUCAUUCUCUCUGAUUCGGACUGAGUCGUGUCCACUGACACGGAGCUGGAACGCCAGUCCUCAUCUCCAUCACCCUCCUCCUGCAGGUGCUCGUCCAUCUACAUUCUGAAGAGAGAAUCCAGACUGGAGAAAAGCUCUUCCGCAUUGGAUCAGAUCCUCGCUAUCACACACUUACCUUUCAGAACUCAUACAGCUCGCUGCACUGCCCGUUCGGCUUGGCUAGGCUGACCGUUCGGCUCAGGCUGCACUGACCGUUCGGCUCAGCUGUACAUUUUCAGGGUAUGAUAAUGGGGAUUUAUUAUCUUUUUUUUUUUUUUUUUUCUUUUUUCUUUUUUUUUAGGAAAAAUGUAAAAUGUCGUUGUAAUGUUUUAUUGUUUUUCAAUAUUAAUUUUUUUGAAAGCAGAUAAAAGUUUGGUCUUUAUCUCUGUGUAAUUAGAUUUAAUUAAACAGAGAAG